This is a messenger RNA of Thunnus maccoyii (southern bluefin tuna), 2681 nucleotides long. RefSeq names its product aspartyl-tRNA synthetase 2, mitochondrial (gene dars2). NCBI's taxonomy places the organism in Eukaryota, Metazoa, Chordata, Actinopteri, Scombriformes, Scombridae. The transcript has 17 exons. The record is from RefSeq and is a predicted model, not a curated record. The coding region runs from base 173 to 2176 and encodes 667 amino acids. Gene Ontology annotation, cellular component: mitochondrion; cytoplasm. Gene Ontology annotation, biological process: aspartyl-tRNA aminoacylation. Gene Ontology annotation, molecular function: nucleic acid binding; ATP binding; aspartate-tRNA ligase activity.
GACCCGAUGAAGAGUUAUUCAAUCUACACACAGCCUGACCCGGUCUGCAGAGCAGGAACUGGCAUGUUAUUACACCCCAACGCUUCCCACCAGUCUGCCAGAGGAGCACCUUGACUGGGCACCUCUGUGACUCUGACAGUCACAAUCAUAUCGGUGUUUGACUUCAGAGAAAAUGGCAUCAAGAGGCAGGUUGGUGCUACAGAGAGUCCUCAGUGGACUCAGAGCUCACACUGUUUGCUAUCGAAGCUCAACAUCAACCUCAAGUCAAGGACGCCUUCUGUGGAAACCUCAUCUCAGACCUCUGAGCUGCUCAUCCAGACUCUACAAGUCUCAUUCUCUCACCACAGGUCCCAGCAGUCUGUCGUUCAGGAGUCAUGUCUGUGGAGAACUGAGAUCAGAGCAUGUGGGAGAGGAGGUGACUCUGUGUGGUUGGGUCCAGUACCUCAGACAAGACCUGUUUGUCAUCCUGCGAGAUUUCAGCGGCUUGACACAAGUUCUAAUUCCUCAGGAAGAAUCUGCACAUCAUUUGAAAGCAGUGCUGAGUGAUCUCACAGCUGAGUCUGUCGUCAAAGUCACAGGGACAGUCAGAUGCCGACCAGCGGGACAGGAGAACAAGGCGAUGCCAACAGGAGAAAUAGAAGUCCUUGCUGAGAAUGUGGAAGUUUUUAAUGUGUGUCGGACGCUGCCUUUUGAAAUUAAAGACUUUGUCAAAAAAUCCGAGUCUUUGCGCAUGCAGUAUCGUUACCUGGACCUGAGAUCCUCUCAGAUGCAGAAGAACCUCAGACUGAGGUCUCAGCUGGUGAUGAAGAUGAGAGAAUACCUCUGUAAUGUACAUGGUUUUGUGGAUGUGGAAACUCCAACUUUGUUCAAAAGAACACCAGGGGGAGCCAAAGAGUUUGUUGUUCCAUCCAGAGAGCCGGGCCGAUUUUACUCCCUCCCUCAGAGUCCACAGCAGUUCAAACAGCUUCUAAUGGUGGCUGGUAUAGACAGGUACUUCCAGAUGGCUCGUUGCUACAGAGACGAAGGCUCCAAACCAGACAGGCAGCCUGAGUUCACCCAGGUCGACAUAGAGAUGUCUUUUGUGGACCAGGCGGGUAUCAUGUCCCUGGUGGAGGGUUUGGUGCAGUACUCCUGGCCUGCAGAGAAAGGUCCCGUUAAGGUUCCUUUCCAAACCAUGACGUACGAAGAGGCCAUGAGGGACUACGGUGUGGACAAACCUGAUACCAGGUUCAGUAUGAAGCUGAUCGACCUCAGCAAGGUUUUCCUGUCCACAGGAAUUGAAUUCCUCAGAUCAGCUAUCAGCCAACCAGGAGGCUCCGUUCAGGCCAUCUGUGUCCCCAGUGGAGCGAAACUUUUUACUGGGAAAAAUUUGGAAGAACUGAAACAAACAGCCAAGACUCAGUUUGGCCAGGAGCUCAGUGUGGUGCUGGUCAGAGCAGAUGGAACGUUGAAGUCUCCCCUGAGAAAGCUGUUGUCUGUCUCAGCCACAGAGGACCUGUUGGAGAAGACAGGAGCCAAACCAGGAGACCUUCUGCUGAUAGCAGCUGGUUCCCUCCACACUGUGCGCCCGCUGCUGGGUAAUCUUCGCUUGCGGUGCGCAGAGCUCCUUGAGUCUCAUGGCGUUUCAGUCCGCGACCCGUCAGCCUUCCACUUCCUGUGGGUCGUGGACUUCCCUCUCUUCUUGCCUAAAGAAGAUGAGCCAGAACAGCUGGAGUCAGCCCAUCAUCCAUUUACUGCUCCUCUGCCAGAGGACACACAGCUGCUCUACACAGAGCCACACAAGGUACGUGGUCAACACUAUGACUUGGUGUUGAACGGCUGUGAGAUUGGAGGAGGGUCCAUCCGCAUCCACAAGGCCUCAGAGCAACUUCAUGUCUUGAAGAAUAUCCUCAAGGAGGAUCCCAGUCUUCUCUCACACCUGCUGGAGGCUCUGGACUCAGGAGCGCCACCACAUGGAGGCAUUGCUCUGGGUUUGGACCGGCUGGUCUCCAUUAUGGUCGGGGCUCCCAGCAUCCGUGACGUCAUAGCCUUCCCCAAGUCGUUCCGGGGUCAUGACGUCAUGAGCCACGCUCCUGACUUUGUAUCUGAGGAGGAGCUGAAGUCUUAUCACAUCUCAGUCAAAUGGCCAACAGAGGGAGGAGGAGGAGGAGGAGGAGGAGGAGAAGAGGGCAAGUGAAGAGAAGGAAGAGAUGAAGAGACAUCAGAGGAUGGGGUGAUGCUUCCCAGAUCUUUCUAGCCCACACAACACAGGAAACAGGACGAGCAGACAACCAGCAGGUGGUGUAGAGGCUGAAGUCUAUGGAGAUCUCUGCCCGCUGGCCGGCAGAUAUGAGGAGGAGGAGAGAAAAUGAGGAGGAGGUGAUGUUGUGGCUGCAUCUGACUACUGUUACUUUGAAAUGGAUGAGAAAAUAUAUGGAAAUACAUAGAAACAGCCACAGAAUGGAUAUCUGAAAAACUGACUGGUUCAACAAAGAAGAAAAGCUCACAACAAGUCUGAUAAUGAAAGACACUUGUGGUUGUGACCGUGGUGGACUUAUAUGUUGGUACUGAAUCAUUUGUAUUAUGAUGGUUCUUCCCCGACUAGUGAAUGAAAUGAUCAUUUACAAGUUUGUGUCACAUGAUGGUCCAAAUGUUGUUUCAGAGCGUACUCCAUCUUGACAACAUUAAAGCCUGGAGAAAUA